Molecule: messenger RNA, 974 nt
Organism: Beta vulgaris subsp. vulgaris (sugar beet)
Lineage: Eukaryota; Viridiplantae; Streptophyta; Magnoliopsida; Caryophyllales; Amaranthaceae
Product: 40S ribosomal protein S8
Exons: 5
Coding region: 154-807 (217 amino acids)
Biological process (GO): maturation of SSU-rRNA from tricistronic rRNA transcript (SSU-rRNA, 5.8S rRNA, LSU-rRNA); translation
Cellular component (GO): ribosome; cytosolic small ribosomal subunit
Molecular function (GO): structural constituent of ribosome
Source: RefSeq, a predicted model, not a curated record
CCCAUUAAAAAGAUAGUUAUUAGGGUUUAUCACUUUAUCUCCCUCAAUUUCUUCCUCAUUCUCACAGUGGCUGCUCCCUUGCCCUCGUUGUUAAUACCUUCAAAGGCUAAGUAGCCGAAACCCUAAUUUCUUCUUCAUCUCAACUGCGCAAAAAUGGGUAUUUCUCGUGAUUCUAUGCACAAGAGACGUGCCACUGGUGGCAAGAAGAAGGCGUGGAGGAAGAAGAGAAAGUACGAGCUCGGGAGACAGCCUGCUAACACAAAGCUGUCGAGCAACAAGACAGUUAGACGGGUUAGGGUUCGUGGUGGUAAUGUGAAGUGGCGUGCAUUGAGGUUGGAUACCGGAAAUUUCUCAUGGGGUAGUGAGGCUGUGACUCGCAAGACCCGUCUCUUGGACGUCGUUUACAAUGCAUCCAACAAUGAGUUGGUUAGGACACAGACUUUGGUGAAAAGUGCCAUUGUCCAGGUUGAUGCUGCACCAUUUAAGCAAUGGUAUCUUCAGCACUAUGGAGUUGAAAUUGGACGCAAGAAGAAGGCUGCUGCAUCUGCUAAGAAAGAAGCUGAGGAGGGUGAGACCACAGAGGAAGCCAAAAAGAGCAACCAUGUUGCAAGAAAGCUAGAGAAGCGUCAGCAGACUCGCACUUUGGACGCUCACAUCGAAGAACAAUUUGGUGGUGGUCGUCUAUUAGCCUGCAUUUCAUCCCGCCCUGGUCAAUGUGGCCGUGCUGAUGGAUACAUCUUGGAAGGCAAAGAGCUGGAAUUCUACAUGAAGAAAAUCCAGAGGAAGAAGGGCAAGGCAGCUGCUUAAGUUUCGCUAUAUUUAUAGUCAGCUUCGAGAGUUCUCUUCAUUUUUUUCGGUUGGUCCUAGUCUUCUCUAGUUUAACUCAAUGGGAAUUCUUCCAAAACGUUUUUGUAAUCAGUAGUGUGAUACUUUCAUAUUUACGUUACCUUGAGUUGAAAAGUUUUUGGCUCGCA